Molecule: messenger RNA, 6564 nt
Organism: Psylliodes chrysocephalus
Lineage: Eukaryota; Metazoa; Arthropoda; Insecta; Coleoptera; Chrysomelidae
Source: the annotation of a GenBank genome assembly
UGUUUUUUUUUAUUGACAUUGACAUCUCAGGUAUUUUGUGAUUUGAGGUUAGAAGUAAAGAGAAAUGAAAAGGUGAUCUAAAAUUAACAUUUUUGUUCCAUUCCAUUGUUCAUUAUUCUGUUACCUGUGAAUACAAUGGAUUUUUUCUUUAUACCCUACACAGUUAUGAAGCCUACCUGAAUAUCCUUUAGGGUAUAUACCUAUCUAUGUUUUACUAUACCGGGUUAACUAAUCAAUAAAUAGUGAUUGUGUGACCUGCUCAAGCUCAAUAAAUCAAAAUAAUUGAACCAAUCAUAGGUAUGUUUCUUUCAAGUCAUGUCCUAUACAGAACUGGAACAUGGGUAUCAAGGUUUGCGUAAAGCAACCAGACCUGCACACUUCUAUGUGGGGGCAGGUGAUUUAGAACUAUGCGAUUCAAGCGAUGUAAGUAUAAGCCCCCAAGACAUGGACGACGAUGGAGGCAAGGUGGUCGUAGUGGGCGUUUGCGCUAUGGAAAAGAAAACUCAAAGUAAACCCAUGAAAGAAAUUCUAACACGUUUGCAGGAGUUUGAGUACAUAAAAGUGAUCGUUUUCGAGGAAGAAGUUAUACUGCAGAAGUUAGUAGAAGAUUGGCCAGUAUGUGAUUGUCUCAUAUCAUUCCAUUCUAAAGGAUUUCCUUUAGAUAAAGCCAUUCAGUACGCUCAGUUACAUAAUCCGUUUGUUAUAAAUAAUCUACAUAUGCAAUAUGAUAUUCAAGAUAGAAGAAAAGUGUAUUCCACUCUUGACGGUGAAGGAAUAGAAAUCCCUCGUUACGCUGUUUUAGAUAGAGACAGCCUAGAUCCAAAAUAUCAUGAGCUAGUCGAAUCUGAAGAUCAUGUAGAAGUUAAUGGUGUUACUUUUAACAAACCAUUUGUAGAAAAACCUGUUUCAGCUGAGGACCAUAAUAUUUAUAUAUAUUACCCGACAUCAGCGGGCGGGGGUAGUCAACGACUUUUUAGGAAAAUUGGUAGUAGAAGCAGCGUAUAUUCUCCAGAAUCUCGAGUUAGGAAAACAGGAAGUUUUAUUUAUGAAGAUUUCAUGCCAACUGAUGGAACGGAUGUCAAAGUGUAUACUGUAGGCCCAGACUACGCCCAUGCUGAAGCUAGAAAGUCUCCAGCUCUAGACGGCAAAGUAGAAAGAGAUCGCGACGGCAAAGAGAUUCGUUAUCCUGUGAUACUCAGUAACGCUGAAAAGUUGAUUUCUCGAAAAGUCUGUUUAGCUUUCAAACAAGCCGUUUGUGGAUUCGAUUUGCUCAGAGCCAACGGGAAGUCUUUCGUUUGUGAUGUGAAUGGUUUUAGUUUUGUCAAAAAUUCUAACAAAUACUACGAUGAUUGCGCCAGGAUUUUGGGAAAUAUGAUUUUACGAGAAUUAGCGCCAACGCUUCACAUACCUUGGUCAGUACCUUUCCAACUAGAUGAUCCACCCAUAGUUCCUACUACUUUUGGUAAAAUGAUGGAAUUGAGAUGCGUAGUAGCCGUCAUUAGACACGGUGAUCGGACGCCUAAGCAAAAGAUGAAGGUAGAAGUUCGUCAUCCAAAAUUCUUUGAAAUUUUCGAAAAAUACGACGGAUACAAGCACGGUCAUGUUAAGCUAAAAAGGCCAAAACAAUUACAAGAAAUUUUAGAUAUAGCUAGAUCGUUAUUAACUGAAAUUCAGCACCAUGAAGCUGAUCCCGAAAUUGAAGAAAAACAGGGAAAACUCGAGCAAUUAAAAGCUGUUUUGGAAAUGUAUGGACAUUUUUCCGGUAUUAAUAGGAAAGUUCAAAUGAAGUAUCAACCUAAAGGUAGGCCUAGAGGGUCUAGUUCAGAUGAUGUAGACAAGCCUGCGGAACCUUCGUUGGUCUUAAUACUAAAAUGGGGCGGCGAAUUAACUCCCGCUGGUAGAAUCCAAGCGGAAGAACUGGGAAGAAUAUUCCGUUGCAUGUAUCCAGGAGGACAAGGUAGACAUUUGGCUGGCGAAUAUGCUGGGGCUCAGGGAUUAGGCCUCUUAAGACUACAUUCUACUUUCCGUCACGACCUUAAAAUUUACGCCUCUGACGAAGGCAGAGUCCAAAUGACCGCAGCAGCUUUUGCUAAAGGCUUACUAGCGCUAGAAGGGGAACUGACCCCUAUUUUGGUUCAAAUGGUUAAAAGCGCCAAUACAAACGGACUCUUAGACAAUGACUGCGAUAGUAGCAAAUAUCAAAAUAUGUGUAAGGCAAGAUUACAUGAUCUCAUGCAAUUGGAUCGAGAUUUUACUCCGGAAGAUCGAGAAAAAAUUAAUCCUUGCAAUUCCACGAGCAUUUCCGAGGCUCUUGAAUUUGUUAAAAAUCCAGUAAAAUGCUGUAGACACGUACAGGAAUUAAUCAAGAAUCUUUUAGAAAUUGUACAUGUCAAAAAAGAAGAUCCAAAAUCAAAAGAUGCAGUUCUCUAUCAUGGUGAAACUUGGGAAUUAAUGGGUAGGAGAUGGGGAAAAAUAGAAAAAGACUUUUUUACCAAAAGCAAAACUUUCGAUAUUAGCAAAAUUCCAGAUAUAUACGAUUGCAUUAAGUAUGAUCUGCAACAUAAUCAACAUACCCUUCAAUUUGAACAAGCUGAGGAGUUAUAUACUUAUGCUAAAUAUUUGGCGGAUAUCGUUAUACCUCAGGAAUACGGUCUCACGUCCCAAGAGAAACUGACGAUAGGCCAAGGCAUCUGCACUCCUUUGCUGAAAAAAAUCAAAGCCGAUUUGCAGAGGAACAUAGAAGAAACUGGAGAGGAGACUGUGAAUAGAUUGAAUCCGAGGUAUUCGCACGGAGUGUCGAGUCCUGGGAGACAUGUAAGGACCAGACUUUACUUCACAAGUGAGAGCCAUAUUCACUCGUUAAUUACGGUGCUGAGACAUGGUGGUCUACUAGAUGUCAAAAAGGACGAGCAGUGGCGUAGAGCAAUGGAAUACGUCUCCUGUGUAUCUGAACUUAAUUAUAUGUCGCAGAUAGUGAUCAUGCUAUACGAAGACCCCACAAAAGAUCCUUACAGCGAAGAAAGAUUCCAUAUUGAACUACAUUUUAGUCCCGGUGUUAAUUGUUGCGUCCAGAAAAAUCUUCCACCCGGCCCUGGAUUUAGGCCACAUUCUAGAAAUGAAUCUGCGGGCAGUAAAAAUUGCAGUUUAAAUACUUCUGAAACGGCUACCCCUGAAGAUCCCAAGAGUAGAUGUUCACCGAGAAUCGAUGAAGAAGGAGAAAUUGCCAUAGAAGAGGAAAAAUAUGUGUUGAAUUUGCCAAAAACUCCAGAAUUUCCUACUGAAAACACAGAUCAGACUCCACCUGAGUCUCCAGGCGUUCCUUAUAGAUGUACUUUAAAAAGUAGCGAUCCCAUCCCUAUAGGGAGCUCACAUACGGUAAGCGGCCACGAAGCGAUGCACUUGGCAAAACGACUUAACGAAGAAUUGGCCAAUCAAGCAGCUAACCAAGGAAGCCGCAGUUACGGUCUCAAUAGGGCCACUAGUCCCGAGUUAGAACAACAGAGAUCGAGAAGCUACGACCAUAAGAGUCCCCAAAAAGGAGGCAAAGCUCAGAAAUUACAUCAAAGUUUGGACGCUGUUAACAGCUCAGAUUCACCUCACGAUACUGAAUCAUCAUCCAUCACACCAACAAACACCCCAAAAACACCACCAGUAGAUAUUCCGAUUCCGAAAAGUUUUGGUAAUUUCAACGAGUUUUCCUGUACAAGGAAUGUUUCGAUAGAAAAACCGGAACUAAGUCCAAUUUCCGGAUCAAUAGAUUUUGAGUACAUAAACGAUUUUGAUUCUCCCACUCCUCCUGGAUUAAACAAGGGUAGUAUGUCACUACCGAGUGAAAAAGUAGAAGGUGUAGGUAAAAUUAAACCGUCAAGUGCCACAAAUGAGCUGCCACUAACUGAACUCAAUUUAGCUCUAUUUACAUCUAAAUUGGAUUCUAAAAACUCUUGCGUAAUGAGUACAAAUGAAUUACCAUUAUCUUCACUUAAAUUUUCGAGUAGAUCCUGUAGAGUGUCCAGACAAAAUACAUUAGAUAGUCAAACUGAUGACAUUUCAAUGGAGGUAAAUUGGGAAAUUGAUAUGAAAGAACUCGAUGACAAGUCUAAAUCUGGUAAAGAAAUUAGUAGACACAGAUCCUUCUCUGACCCGAAUAUCUUAGAUGUGGAAUGGGUAAAUCAUUCCGACAAGAACUAUCUAAUGAAAAAGUAUAACGAUAGUAUGAAAGAUCAAAUUACCAGUUUGUCUCCUCCCGAAACGGAUCCUUUCUCCCCGUUCAGCUUUUAUCCCGAGCAUGCUCCCGAUACCACUUGCCUGCUUUGUGUUACUCCCCGCACCAACCCCCACCUACUUUCUUUCUUUACUUCGCCCCCCCGGAGAUUAAGUACAUCUCGAUCGUUGUCACACCCUACUCCUUGUGUGAAUCCUUGCGUAUCCAAUGCAGAAUGCGGAGCCCAAAGUAUCAAACGCCAUCGACACAGCAUUGCCGGACAGAUGAGCUAUUACAAGAUGCUGGGAUUCGGGUGCGGAGGUCCUCUGGGAUUGAAGAAGCUCGUCGGAAGUAGUACCAAUUCGUUGUUCUCCACCGCCGUCAUUUCUGGUAGUUCCAGCGCGCCGAAUUUAAGAGAUAUGAUUACUAGUUCGAGUAAUGCUACAGCUAUUGAUGGUUUCGGAGGUGUACCGGCAAUCAGGCCUUUAGAAACCUUACAUAACGCAUUGUCUCUGAAACAAUUAGAUUCUUUUUUGGAUCGCAUGACCACUGCUCCAAUUUUUCGGACACCAUCAUCUACACCUCCUAGAUAUCCAUCGACUCCAUUGCCUACGCCGACAAAUGGAUGUGGCCUAUCCUUAGAGAAGGGAAGGCCUCUUAAGCUACAGUCUCCUAGUAACAGUGUAGGUUGGAGUGGCCCUCCAAGUUUGAUGUCCAGUAGUGGUCCCUCUUCUCCGGGCUAUUCUGAGAGCAAUUCCAAAGGAAGCAGUAGCGAGAUGUCUUCCAGUAUAAUCAGUGCCGAUGGGAUUACAGUUGAUAACCUCAAUAAAAUGUUCCCAACAGCUCCAGGUCUGGAUCAAGAUUUAGGCAGUGUCGGAAUGCUGUUAGAUUCAUUCGAUAAGGAUAUAUCGGAAUCGAUGGAAUUUUCUGAAUAUUACUCGAAUAAUUCCAAGCCGAGAGUAUCUGAAAGUGGAGAAAUUACUCCGGUGUCUGGUUCAGAAGUAGAUUUUAAUACAAAUGAUGCCACAAUGGGUUCGAGUGCAGAUUGUGACAUUACAGUAACAGAAGAUAUAGACGGUAAUCCUAUUGAUGACAAUUUAGAUCCAAAUAACGAAACUAUCACUAGCGCUAGAGUAAAUUCUUUUACAAAUAUAUACAAUGCUCCUGGUAAUUCUCGAUCUAUAGACACCAAUAAUUUAUUCCAAUCGGCAAUAGGCAGUCCGAAGCUGAUUUCACCUUUAAGUUCAAACAUAAAUCUCUGUACUAACGUUUUAAAUGCAGAUCCUUUCCAAUUGAAACACGUAGAAAAUGCAGAACGACUUCAACCGUCCACCAGUAGAAUAGUUAACGAAUUUGAUAAAAACGAUCUGAAAACUAUUAUUAAGAAAUCGAAUAUUUUCGAUAAAGAGGUUCCUAAUGUGGCAAAGAACCUUUCUAUUGCAAGUUCGGAUAAGUGGUCGACAUCAAAAGAAAAAUUUUUGGAAAACAAGAAUUUUAUCAAAACGGAUAAUAUCGAUUUUGGUAAAAAUCUUAAUUUUAGUGUCGAAAAGAAAGUCGAAAAAGACAAUGAGUUAACGAAAAUUAAACCCGGAGCGGUGAUGGUUAAGGAAACAUAUAUAGAACCGCUAAAAAUUUCUAGAGUAUCGAAAAGCUUUCACGGAAAAUCACCCACCAGUAGCAGUCAAAUUGAUAUGUGUAAUAUACAAAGAAGAGCAAGUGACAGUCCGUUAGCAAGAUCGUCAAAUUUACCAGUUAUAAAUAAAGAGACCAGAAAUGUAGGCAAAGAAAUAACUGCUUUUAAGACGAAAAUGUUAGAUGAGCUAACUCAAUCCGGGAGUAGUGGUACCUGCGAUUCAUUGAUAUUAUCAGACGCAGCCAGUUGUGUGACAAAAAGUCAGAGAUUUACAACCAUAAAAGUAGACGAAGCAGAGCACGCCGCUUCAAUAGCACGGAACAUCUCUAGAAGAGCAAGUACAUCGAUAGAUGGCGUUUCAAGCACAUGUCAAAUGCCGAUGUCUUUAGAGUUUUCGCCCAGUAAUUCUACAACAAAUAUAACUCUAUCAAGCAACAAUAUAAAUAAUAAUUCAAAUAAAGAACAUGAAAAAAUAACUAAAAGUCUCUCUGAUAAUUCGACAAUUUCUCGCAGACGCGAUUCUGAAAAAUCUUGAAUGUUAAAUAGAUUGAGGUUUUUAAUUGAUAGAUACAGAAUUUACGAAAAUCUGCUGUUUUUGAUUUUUGUUUGUAUAGAACACUUUUAAUUAGGUAUUAUUUUAUUAUAGCUAGAAAUUAUUUUAAUUUAGUUAGCAAGAAUUCAACAAAAAUGUCUUGCAUUUUAUUGCAAUUAAUAAACUAUUAUAAAAACA